UUCUCGAGAUGGGUCCGGCGCCGCCAUUGUGCAGCGCUGCUCCCAGCGGAGGGUUCCGGCUGUGGCCAGUACCUCGGCGUCUCUGCGUCGCCCGGCAGGUCCGGGGCUCCGGUCCGUGCCGGUGCAGGCGCCGGCAUGUGGCUGUGGGAAGACCAGGGCGGCCUCCUGGGCCCCUUCUCCUUCGUGCUUGUGGUGCUGCUGGUGGUGACGCGCAGCCCCUUCAACGCCUGCGUGCUCACCGGCAGCCUCUACAUCCUAUUGCGGCUCUUCAGCUUCGAGCCUGUGCCGUCCCGCCGGGCCCUGCAGGUGCUCAAGCCCCGUGACCGCGUGUCUGCCAUCGCCCACCGCGGCGGCAGCCACGACGCGCCCGAGAACACUCUGGCGGCCAUCCGGCAGGCAGCUAAGAAUGGAGCAACGGGUGUGGAGUUGGACAUCGAGUUUACUUCUGACGGAGUUCCUGUCUUGAUGCACGAUAACACAGUAGAUAGGACAACAGACGGGUCUGGCCGACUAUGUGAUCUGACAUUUGAACAAGUUAGGAAACUUAACCCUGCAGCAAAUCACAGACUCAGAAAUGAGUUCCCUGAUGAAAAGAUCCCUACCUUGAAGGAAGCCAUUACAGAGUGCCUCAGCCACAACCUCACAAUCUUCUUCGAUGUCAAAGGCCAUGCAGAUAUGGCUUCUGCUGCUCUAAAGAAUAUGUACAUAGAAUUUCCACAGCUGUACAAUAACAGUAUGGUCUGCUCAUUCUUGCCAGAAGUCAUCUAUAAGAUGAGACAAACGGAUCAGAAAGUAAUAACAGCCCUAACUCACAGGCCUUGGAGCCUGAGCCAUACUGGAGAUGGGAAGCCUCGCUACAAUGUCUUUUGGAAGCAGUCCGUGUUUGUGGUGUUGGACAUCUUGCUUGACUGGAGCAUGCACAAUGUCUUGUGGUACCUAUGUGGGAUUUCAGCCUUCCUCAUGCAGAAGGAUUUUGUCUCCCCAGACUAUUUGAAGAAGUGGUCAGCUAAAGGAAUCCAGGUUGUUAGUUGGACUGUCAACACCUUUGAUGAAAAGAAUUACUACGAGUCCCAUCUCGGGUCCAGCUAUAUCACUGACAGCAUGCUAGAAGACUGUGCACCUCACUUUUAGAUUCCCUGGGAGGAAACAAUUGAAAAACUGCCUGGAGGCCUCUUGCAGAGACAUCAGAAUGUUCUGUUAGCACAAGCCCUGGGGAUCCUGUGGCUCACACUAUCAAUAGUCAUAUUUUCACCACAACAAGCUGAAACCAGGUGUGGCCACCAUGCUCCAGGGAAGGCUCAACACUGUUGUCCUUAAAAUUCCUGAUCUGCAAAAAGACAGGGUGGCUCCGCCCCGCCCCAACCCUGCUGAGGGUACAGAGUCGAGAGGAUGAGCAGAGUGGGUCCUACAAUUAGGACGAAAGCAUCAAUGCACGGGGCUUGCAGGAUCACUCCAAGUUGACAUUUUAAAUCUUGCCAUACUUCAGUAAUUCACUUAUUUCCAAUAUUUGUCGUCAGCUCUGUUAAUGGCGACCUGUAGGUGUCAAACUUGUGACCAUACUAAUAAAAUCAUUGAAAGGUGA
Molecule: messenger RNA, 1582 nt
Organism: Phodopus roborovskii (desert hamster)
Lineage: Eukaryota; Metazoa; Chordata; Mammalia; Rodentia; Cricetidae
Gene: Gde1
Product: glycerophosphodiester phosphodiesterase 1
Exons: 6
Coding region: 136-1131 (331 amino acids)
Biological process (GO): lipid metabolic process
Molecular function (GO): phosphoric diester hydrolase activity
Source: RefSeq, a predicted model, not a curated record